AGAUAUCGGCCACACAGGCAAUUAACAGUUCUGGUAUUAAUAUACCAUUCAAACAUUGGUUUAAGAGCCGUCAGUUGAAAACAAUGUUACAGUUACUAGUAGUGGCGCUCUUGGCGUCAGCUGCGGUGGCCGAAGAGGCCGAGCCCGCGGAAGCGGCGGCAAAACCAGUGCCUCUGGAGGCGAAGCCGUCUGAGAAUGCCGAGCAGACUGUAAUGAAAGACGCGGAGUCCAUACAUCGUAACCGUCAAUUCCUCGACGACUAUGACCAUCUCGACCAUAACAACCUUCUCUACCUCAAGGCUAAGCUUGACGGGCCUGAAAGCCAUCGUGAAGGCCCUAUCAUAGCUCGCAAUCUUCCGAACUCUCACGAAAAGGAUCAUCAAGUUCACAUAUAGCCCUGCGUAUUACGAACCUAUUUGGGUUCUGGACUACAGAUUCCUAAAGUCAGGUGGCAGGAGGUACACGCGUGGACCGGGAGGACAGGUCCUUAUUCUUCCGAGGAGCUACAAGCAUUACAAGGGGGAUGGCAC
This is a messenger RNA of Cydia strobilella, 530 nucleotides long. RefSeq lists its product as uncharacterized. Bases 84 to 395 code for a protein of 103 amino acids. Lineage: Eukaryota; Metazoa; Arthropoda; Insecta; Lepidoptera; Tortricidae. The transcript has 3 exons. The record is from RefSeq and is a predicted model, not a curated record.